AUGGAAAUAUCAAACAAGAUUACGUUUAAAAACCAAGUGGUUAUAAUUACAGGUGCUGGGGGUGGCCUUGGAAAGCAAUACGCCUUAAAUUUUGCAGAAAGGGGUGCAAAAGUUGUGGUCAAUGACUUAGGAGGUAGUCUUCAGGGAAAGGGCAAUUCUACAAAAAGUGCGGAUGUAGUUGUUAAUGAAAUUCGCAGCAGAGGAGGAAUUGCAGUGGCUAACUAUGAUAAUAUCGUCACAAACCCAGAGGGCAUUUUAAGGACAGCAAUUGACAACUUCGGUACAGUACAUAUUUUAAUAAAUAAUGCAGGAAUCUUGAAGGAUGCGAGCUUCAAGAAGAUGACUGAAAAGCAGUUCAGGGACGUUUUGGAUGUUCAUCUUAAUGGCUCAUAUAAAUUGACUAAGGCUUGCUGGUCUUUCUUUCGCAAUCAGAAAUAUGGCAGAGUUAUUAUGACAGCUUCACCUGCAGGUCUUUAUGGAAAUUUUGGACAGGCAAAUUAUUCUGCAGCAAAGCUUGGAAUGGUUGGCUUAGGAGAGACUCUAGCGAAAGAGGGCAUCAAAUACAAUAUCAAGGUUAAUAUUAUUGCCCCGUUGGCAAAGUCAAGAAUGACCGAAACGAUAAUGCCCCCGGACAUAUUAAAAAAGCUUUCUCCCGAAAAAAUAUGUCCUCUUGUUCUUACUUUAGCUUCUAAUAGUUGCCCUAGUUCUGGUAAUAUCUACGAAGUUGCAGCAGGCCUAUACGCUCAGAUUCGUUGGGAACGCAGUCAUGGCACAUAUCUAAAGCCAGAUUCCAGUCUCACACCGGAGGCUAUUCUUUUUAAACUGCCAGAAGUAAUUGACUUUACCAACGAAAAGCCACAACAUCCAACUCAGUUAAGUAACUACAAUGACAUUUGGUCAAAGACGAGCAUACUAUCUAGCAACAAUCAAGGGGACAUGAAAAUCCAAUCGUUGCAUAACAAAGUGGUUAUAAUCACUGGUGCAGGGUCUGGAUUAGGGAGAUCGCAUGCAUUACUUUUCGCAAAGUAUGGUGCAAAAGUUGUUGUCAAUGACUUUAAAGAUCCGUACACUGUUGUGGAAGAAAUCAACAAGGCUGGGGGAAUUGCAAUUCCGGCUAAAUUCGAUGUCUAUAGUGAAGCGGAUAAAAUAGUUCAGUUAGCGGUCAAAUCAUAUGGAACAGUUCAUGUUCUAGUUAAUAACGCCGGAAUUCUUCGCGAUCGUUCAUUCCUGAAGAUGAACAAUGAUGAGUGGAAUGCUGUAAUGAAUAUUCAUUUGCUGGCAACAUUUAGACUAUGCAAGAAUGUCUGGCCCUUAUUUAUGAAGCAAGGAGGUGGCUUUAUUGUGAAUACAACAUCUACCUCUGGUAUUUAUGGCAAUUUUGGUCAGGCAAACUAUGCUGCAGCCAAGGCGGCAAUCUUGGGAUUCACGAGAACGCUAGCUAUUGAAGGAAAGAAGCAUCACAUAUUCUGUAAUGCAAUAGCACCGCAUGCUGAAACUGCUAUGACAAGAACAAUCCUUCAGGGGUCAGAAUUAGGCAAAUUUUCACCAUCCCAAGUGAGCCCCAUAGUCGUUUUACUUGCUAGCGAGGAAGCCAAGGGAAUAACUGGUGAGCUUUUUGAAAUUGGUGCUGGAUGGGUUGGUAAUACCAGAUGGCAACGUGCAAAGGGAGCUGUUAGUCACGAGAAAAACAUCCCAGUGGAAUUUGUGGUGAAUAAUUGGAAGGAUAUUGUUGAUUAUACCAAGAGUUUCCCCGUGAAAACAGCUCAGGAAUCUGCAAUGAUGAUUUUAGAUGCAGUGGAAAAUGAUUCAAAAGACGAUGAUAGCAGUACCGGAGACGAAGAAGAAGAUGAUGACGAGGAAGAGGAGAAAGGAUCAAAAGCAUCUGAUAGUUAUGAAUACAACGAGAAGACUGAUAUUUUUUACAAUUUAUCUGUUGGUGCCAAGGCAAACGAGCUUAAAUACACCUACGAAAAUAGCAGUGACUUCCAAAUUAUUCCGUCCUUUGGAGUAAUUCCAUUUAUGCAUCUUGGAGGUGAUGCUUUAGAUUUUGGUAAUUUGCUCCAAGGAUAUGACUUCUCAAAUCUUCUUCACGGCGAACAAUAUCUCAAGAUUUAUAAACAUCCAAUUCCAACUUCGGGACGUCUCAAGACGGACAUGAGGCCAAUUGCAGUUCUAAAUAAGAAUAAAAAUGGCAAACACAAUGUUCUAUUGGUCAUUGGAUAUGAUUCGCAUGCAGAAGUUGAUGGAAGAAAGCAAUUAAUCUUUACAAAUAUAGCUUCCUAUUUUAUUAGGAAUUCGCAGUCCAAGGGUUCCAAAGAUCACGUUUAUUCUAAGAUGGAAAAUAAAUUCUGUGUCGAUAAAUUCAAGAGCCCUGAUAGGAAGCCAGAUUUCAUUGGUUCAUACCAAUCAAGUCGGGAGCAGGCUGCUUUGUAUAGACUAAAUGGAGAUAUGAAUCCAUUGCAUAUUGAUCCUACUGUUGCUAGAGGGGCAGGAUUUACGAAACCAAUUCUUCACGGCCUUUGCACUUUUGGCAUUUCAUCCAAAAUUCUUGUGUCAAAAUAUGGCCCAUUUGAGGAAGCAAAGGUCAGGUUUACACAAGCAGUCUACCCAGGAGAAACUAUUGAAGUUAUGGCAUGGAAAGAAGGUAACGUUGUUAUAUUUCGUACGAAGGCAGUUGAUAGAGAUAUUGUGGUGAUUGACAAUGCGGCCGUGAAAUUAGUGAAUAAGGUUCAGGCUAAAUUAUAA
Molecule: messenger RNA, 2745 nt
Organism: Brettanomyces bruxellensis
Lineage: Eukaryota; Fungi; Ascomycota; Pichiomycetes; Pichiales; Pichiaceae
Exons: 1
Coding region: 1-2745 (914 amino acids)
Molecular function (GO): oxidoreductase activity
Source: RefSeq, a predicted model, not a curated record